CAAACAAACAUUAAUUAAUAAUAAAAAAAAUAACCACCUCUUUCAAGAUUUAGUCUACAAACAAAAAGCAAUAUGACGUCACAAGAUUUAUGUCACCACGGCAUUAUUAAAACAUUUAAAAUCAUUUUACAAGAAAAGAUCAAGUUUGAAAAAGAUGAAUUAAAGGAUAUUUUAGAUCUAAAUUUCAAGUAUAAUGCUGAAACACCUGAAGUAAUAGAAAGUAAAGUUUUCCCAACAGAACAUAAUUUUCAAAGACUUUGCACAAUCUUGAUGAAAGCCUAUGGAAAAAAACACCAAUACAAUAAUGCAUCAGCAAAUUCCUCAAGAAACUUUCAGGAAAAUGAUUCAAUCUCAUACUUAAAUGAUUCUUUGCAAGUAAAAAUGGAUAGCAAUAUUACAGGAAAUAAAGCCUUUCAGAACUACACAGCUGUAGAAAAUGAAAGAAAUGAACAACAUCAUGAAUUUGAAGAUGGAGAUGAAGAUGUGAUGACUUACUAUCCAAUGCAAAAAAAUAUUUUUGAUGCAGCCCGAAGCUACUUCAGUGAAACAGAGUACUCUUAUUUUUUCAAAGAUGCCAUUGAUCAUGAAUUAAAGUUUACACCUAAGGAUGUGAAAGGAAAAGAACUACUUGUAAAACUUAAAAAUUUAAAGGUAGUACCAAUUGAAGAUGAAAAUGUUGAUGUAGUAACUAGUUUGGUGUCAAAUUAUACAAAAAUUAUCAGACACAAAGAAAAGCUGCUGUUGGUAGGACCCACUGAUGAAGUGAUGUCCAUUCAAAAAAAAGGUAAAGAGCAAUAAAGAGGAAGCUGUGCCCUUUUCAGAUCAUAAAAUCAAUCAAGUCUUUUCUACAACCAAGGGAAAAAUGUUAGGUGGAGUAGCUACAGCUAAAGAACCAAAUGUAAACAGGGUAAUGGAAGGUUCUUAUCAGCAAGAUGAAAAUUAUGAACGAAGGUUAGGGAGCAGGUAUAUAAGGAAUUUAGAUGAAUAUUCUCCUAUAUAUAUUGGCUGCACUGGAGUCGAAAUCAGCGUAUUCAAUGCAGACAUCACUAGACGUGAAGUUGACUGUAUUGUAAGUGCUGCUAACAAACAUUUAAGACAUGGAGGUGGUGUUGCUAGAGUCAUUUCAAAAGCUGCAGGUUAUCGGCUGCAAGAUGAAUGUGAGAGGUAUAUAGAAGAAAAUAAGUCUGUUCAAGUCACUGGAGUGUUUGUAUCCACUGGUGGAGACCUGCCAGCUAAACAUGUCAUACAUGCUGUUGGUCCAAAGUGGGAUGAUUAUGUGGAUAAGAACAAGUGCACAGAUGAUCUGAGAAGAACAGUUCUCACUUGCCUUCUGGAGGCCACAAAAAGGGAAAUGUCAACUAUAGCUUUACCACCUAUUAGUGCAGCUAUAUUUAGAGUCCCACAAGAUCUAUGUGCUGAAGCUUAUAUGCAUGCUGUUAAAAAUUAUGAUGCCCUCGUACAACAUACGAACUUGACAGCUUUGAAAGAAAUUCAUUUUGUUGAUAUAAGUGAUGCCAUGAUUGAUUCUAUUAAAAUAUGUUUCACAAAACAAUGGCAUACGGAGAAAAAAUGUAAGUUCUUUGAAGGAGAUUUAAAUUUUGCUGUUGCUUACAUGAAAAAGCAAAGUCAAGCUUCACAAGUUUCAAGAGAAAACUUGCCCAAGCAAGAUAAAAGAGGAAAGCAGAAUGGUGCUAUUUUUAGCUCACAUACUGAUAAAAUUGGUAAGGCAGCACAUAAAGCAAAGGAAGACAAAAGUGUCCCAUCACAAAAACACCCAAACAGUGAAAGAGUUUCAUCAUCACCCAAUUCUCAGCCUUAUAUGGUUCACUCAAAACCCCACAGGUUCGGGAGUUGGUAUCACUGGUUCGGCGGAGCAAGAAAGUCUGAAGCUGGAAGUGAUGUGCAGUUACCAAUAACAGUUACAAAAGACAGGAGUUGUUCAGGACAGAAUGAAAGCUUAGACAAUUUAAAAUAUUCAUUGUACACAAAGCAAGAUAAAGAUGAAUUAGAGUAUUCAUUCAAGAUAAUGAAUGUAAAUCUGGGUGUUAGCCAUAAACAUGCAUUUGAUUUUAAACCAGAUUUGAUCAUAACAUUGGGCGAUCCACAUGUUAUAUUUAGUGAACACAGCGACUACCACUCAGCAAACCUCUUUAUACUUGACAUGGGUGAAAAGAUAAAUAAUGUACAGUCCCUAAAAUUAAAGAGAUCAAGUUUUGUGUUUCAGCUAGUAGUUGAUGAUGUAAAUCAGAUUUCUUUAACAGAAGCCUUUAAAAACCUGACUCAAGCAGUGAAUAUAAUAAAGGAAAAAGUAAAAUCUAUAGUUUUCACCAGCAACUUCCAUUCUAAGCCUACAGAAACCCAUAACAAAAGUGAGCUUGACCCAACAGUUGCUAGCUUAUUUGCUCAACAUGUCUGUGAAUUCGCCAGUGACGCUGCUAAAGAAACAAGUCCUUUGAGGGCAAUCAUUCUUACCACAAAUAAGCUUGCAAUUCCAUACAUUACUAAAGUGUUUCAAGCAACCAACUUUAGAGUUUCCAGUUCCCUACUAAAAUCUUGA
Physella acuta is the source of this 2557-nucleotide messenger RNA. RefSeq lists its product as uncharacterized. The record is from RefSeq and is a predicted model, not a curated record. NCBI's taxonomy places the organism in Eukaryota, Metazoa, Mollusca, Gastropoda, Physidae.